Molecule: messenger RNA, 1101 nt
Organism: Prorocentrum cordatum
Lineage: Eukaryota; Dinophyceae; Prorocentrales; Prorocentraceae
Source: the annotation of a GenBank genome assembly
AUGGCGCAGGUCUUGAGGAAGAAGAUCCGCGAAGUGCUGCUCCAGGCCCCCUUCGACUGCUCCGAGAACCACGCGUCCGACUUCGAGCAAGACUUCUCCCGGGCGCGCGCCAGCUGCUGCUCCGAGACGAGGCGCGACAGCGCAGCCUUCGGCGCGGCGCUCGCCGCGCGGCAAGGUAGCAAGCCUGGGCGGCGCCUCCGGCGCGCGCCCCGCGAGAGGUUCGGGGACACCCUGCUCCUGCUGCUGGGCCACUGGGCACCCCCGGACGGCGCGCGCGAGUUCGUGGAGGUGCGGCUGGAGGGCCUGGCAGCCCCUGGGCCGGUCACCGUGCUCCCGGGCCUGGGCGACGGCCAGGACGCGCGCCUGGGCGUGGCCUACCUGACGGCCGAGGGCGGCCUGCGGCGGGAGGCGCUGUUCGCGUGGUCGCUGGGCAUGCAAGCCGCCGUCGCAGGCAUGCGCUGCUGCUGUGGCCGCUCGGCGGCGUUCCCGGAGAUGAGAGUAGCCGCCGUUGUGCUGCCCUACAUCAAGUCGCGGGACGCGCUGCUGAUAACACGGCGGGCCGCCCGAGGGGGCUCCUACAACUCCAUGUGGGUCUUCCCCGGCGGCGCGGUCGACGCCGGCGAGGCCGCGCCGGACGCGGCGUGCCGUGAGCUGCUGGAGGAGACGGGCGUGAAGUUGCGCCGGGAGUCGCUCGAGUUCCUUUGCGCCUACCAGGCCAGGAACGAGGCGCUGUGCUUGACCUACCUCAUGCUCAUCUACUCUGGGGAGGCGGAGGAGCCGUGCCCGCUGCGCCUGUCGAGGAAGGAGGUCGCCCAGGCCGCCUACCUCACCUCGGCCGCGGCCGACCUGCUUCUGCGCGGCGCCCCGGCAGCCGAGCCCGGCAGCCCGGAGGGGCGGGCGCUCGUAGACGGCGUGGCCCACGGCGCUUUGGAGGAGGAGCUGGUCAGCAGGCCAGUGGCGCUGCACGAGCUGCGGCUGGCGCUCGACGGCGCGACGGCCACGGGACCUGGCAUAGGCGCGGGGCACUGGUUUGCCCUGCGGGAGUGGCGGAGACGGCGGCGGCCGCCCGCGCUGACGCCCGCCACGGCGGUGAGCUGGUGA